Molecule: messenger RNA, 1563 nt
Organism: Sinocyclocheilus rhinocerous
Lineage: Eukaryota; Metazoa; Chordata; Actinopteri; Cypriniformes; Cyprinidae
Product: putative RNA-binding protein Luc7-like 2
Exons: 9
Coding region: 493-1548 (351 amino acids)
Biological process (GO): mRNA splice site recognition
Cellular component (GO): U1 snRNP
Molecular function (GO): mRNA binding
Source: RefSeq, a predicted model, not a curated record
GCUCUGCGCCACUUCCUCGAGGUUGCGUCACCAAGCGGGAGCUGUGCGCGCGGGUCGGAAGUCGCUUUCCGAGAGGAAAAAAAAAAGAAAUAAAACAAUAAAGCAACACCAAAUAAACACUGUCAAAACUUUGCGAAUAUGGACCAUUACACUAAAUAUUGAACUGCGGAUUGAUAAAGCAGCGCUAGGACUGAUAAAUAAGCGCACAUAAGGCGGACUGAGGGGCGUUGGGGAAGAGUUAGCCGCUGCUGCUAACGCACGAUGCUAACUCACUGAUUUAUGACUGAUUUCAGCGAUAUUUCAACUAAAAACUGCGCAUUCCGGGGGAUUUGAAAGACAAGAGUGUGCGUGGUGUCAGUAGAAAGUGUGUUGGUGAGGUACAGGAGGGGAUUUGUCUUCUCGGCGGCCGUUUGUGUUGAGGCCUGCUGUAUGAGGAGUUAGAUAAACGCGUCAGCCGGGUACACUCACACGUGUAGAGGUAAACAGGUAAAGAUGUCGGCCCAGGCGCAGAUGAGAGCCAUGCUGGACCAGCUCAUGGGCACUAGCAGAGACGGAGACACGAUGAGACAGCGGAUCAAGUUCACGGACGAGCGGGUGUGUAAGAGUCAUCUGCUGGAGUCGUGUCCACAUGACAUACUGUCUGGAACCCGCAUGGAUCUGGGGGAGUGUGUGAAGAUUCACGAUCUCGCUUUGAGAGCAGAUUACGAGAUCGCAUCUAAACAGCAGGAGUUUUUCUUUGAGCUGGAUGCCGCGGAGCACCUGCAGUCCUUCAUCGCAGACUGUGACCGAAGAACCGAACUGGCCAAGAAACGACUGGCCGAAACGCAGGAAGAGAUCAGCGCUGAAGUGGCUGCUAAGGCGGAGCGUGUGCACGAGCUGAACGAGGAGAUCGGGAAGCUGCUGGCGCGUGCGGAGCAACUGGGCGGCGAGGGGAACGUGGAGGAGGCUCAGCAGGUCCUGGAGAAGAUGGAGAAAACACGCACCCUGAAGAAAGAGGCAGAGGACAUAUACCGCAACUCCAUGCCGGCUUCCAGCUUCCAGCAGCAGAAGCUGCGGGUGUGUGAGGUUUGCUCUGCUUACCUCGGUCUCCACGACAACGACCGCCGCCUCGCCGACCACUUUGGAGGGAAACUUCAUAUAGGUUUCAUCGAAAUCCGUGAAAAACUUGAAAAACUGAGGAAAGCUGUGACGGAGAAACAGGAGCGCAUGCGCACGAGGAGAAGAGAGGAACGCGACAGAGAAGAGGAGCGAGCCAGAGAGUGGGAGAUGGAGAAAGAGAGAGAGCGCGAGAGAGAAAGAGAGAGAGAGAGGGAGCGCGAGCGAGAGAGAGACAGAGAGAGGGAACGCAGGAGGUCCAGAUCCAGAAGUGGUGAGCGACAUCGGGAAGGAGGAAGCUCGUCCUCUCAUCACUCUCGUCGGCACCGUGAGGAUGGAGAGCGGGAACGAGACAGGGAGAGGAAGCACAGACACAAAGAUCGCCAUCGCUCUCGCUCGCACUCACACAGGAGCAAAAGGAAGAGGUACCACAACAACGUCAGCUUGACUUGACCUGUCUGAGGUCUU